This is a messenger RNA of Pelodiscus sinensis (Chinese soft-shelled turtle), 1878 nucleotides long. The record is from RefSeq and is a predicted model, not a curated record. NCBI's taxonomy places the organism in Eukaryota, Metazoa, Chordata, Testudines, Trionychidae.
CAACAGCUAGAUUUCCAUCUGGCUUAUUACUAUAAUGAAAAGAGAACAUAUUUUUGUUUUUAACCAUGGCUUCUCAAGAAGAGGUACUGGAGACAAAUCCCAAUACUGCAAAUCUUGAAAUCACCUCUGUUACAGAAGACAAAUUGCCAGUACCUGAAGUUAAUUUUUUCUACAAAAGAUUUCUCAGCAUACAACAAGCAAAAGUAGAUCCCAGUGCAAGUGAACACGGUGCUAUCCAGCCACCUUUGAAGUGCCAUGUUUUAGUCUCACUAAGGUUUCUUCCAUUUAUCCUGGUUUUGUUACUUGUAGUAAUCCUAGCAGUUGCUAUUGGUCUGGGUGUCCAGUACAACUGCAUUGGGAAGUUUCGAUGCAGAUCGUCCUUAAAGUGUAUCCAGAAAGCAGCGAGGUGUGAUGGUGUCUUUAACUGUAAAGGAGGAGAGGACGAGUACAGUUGUGUCAGGCUGAGUGGAAAGAAAGCAGUGCUUCAGGUGUUUACUUUUGGUUCCUGGAGGACCGUCUGCUCAGAUGACUGGAAGGAGGAGAAGGGAAAUGCUACAUGUAAACGCUUAGGUUUCUCUAGUUAUGUGAGUUCAGGUUAUCUGCCUGCAGCUGCAAUUGAAGAAGAGUUCCAAAGACAUUUUGUUUCUGCCAGUCAUUGGUUAUCAGCAGAUCAAGUGACAUCCUUACACAAUGCAUCACACUUAAGAGAAGAGUGCACUUCAGGCAACAUAAUCACCCUAAAAUGUUUGGAGUGUGGUACUAGGUCCAGGUUCUCCUCCCGCAUAGUUGGUGGAAAUGCAUCAUCACCCAAGCAAUGGCCAUGGCAGGUCAGCCUUCAGUUUGAAGGAUUCCAUCUGUGUGGGGGAUCCAUCAUCACCCCACGGUGGAUUAUCACAGCAGCCCACUGUGUUUAUGAUUUGUACUUGCCUAGCUCCUGGAGAGUGCAGGUGGGUUUUGUGACUCAACAAGACACUUCAGCUAAUCCAUAUGCAGUGGAAAAAAUUGUAUACCAUAGAAGUUAUAAACCCAAAACAAUGGGGAAUGACAUAGCACUGAUGAAGCUGGCAGCACCACUUGCUCUCAAUGGCCUGAUAGAACCAAUUUGUCUGCCUAAUUUUGGUGAACAUUUUCCAGAAGGGAAAAUGUGCUGGAUAUCAGGAUGGGGAGCUACAGCAGAAGGAGGUGAUACAUCAGAGACCAUGAAUUUUGCUGGUGUUCCUUUGAUUUCUAAUAAGGUUUGCAACCACAGGGACAUCUAUGGGGGAAUCAUAACUUCUUCAAUGCUCUGUGCAGGUUAUUUAAAGGGAGGUGUGGACACCUGCCAGGGAGAUAGCGGGGGACCCUUAGCAUGCAAAGAUAUGAACACCUGGAAACUGGUAGGAACUACCAGCUUUGGGAUGGGCUGUGCAGAAGUAAAUAAACCAGGAGUCUACAGUCGUACCACCUCAUUUCUUGACUGGAUACAUGAACAAAUGGAGAGAGAAGAACUGUGAAUCUGAAGAUAGCAUUGAUUCACUGAACUUUUGAAACUGGAUUCAAAUUCCUGCUCCACAGAAUCAUGUACCCCAUCCCAUGGACUCUUAGGCUGUGUUUUAUAUUAACAGCAAUUACUUUCUAUCAUCUCUUCACUCAAACUCAUAACUUACUGUAUGUAAUGAAAAGAGCAAUGGUCGUUUCUGGUUUCAUUCAGCCCCUUUCAGAGGUAAAAGCAAGGAGGAUUCACGAUGAUGUGUAUGUAUGUGUUUUGGCACCUAUACAUCUCAUGUAAAGAAAAAGCUGCAAGAAAACUGAUAAUAGAGUGCUAUAUUGACUUGGGUGAUACUAGCUAAAGAUUAUAGAGGAGGAAAUUUAAAAUAGUGACUGUUUUUAUACUUUCUU